UUUGCAAUAGAAAAUGCUUGUUAUUUGGGCAUUUGCGUGUUUUGACCUUACCUUCUCCAGUGUCACUUUCCUAGAUAUACUCCGAGGCCAAGAGAAAACACAAGGACUCGAUUCCCCACCACUGUUCCUUCCUCUGUUUAACUUUAUGGAUUUCUUAUUUUAUACAUUGUUCUGUUCUUGUCCAUUACUUUGCUAACAAGCACAUGCAUCAAUACCAGUCUCCUCUCCAACCAUUUCUCUCUUCCUGAUCUCACUCUCUCUUUCCUUGAGCAUGUCUGUUGCAGAAAGCAAAAGGCAAUGAAUUAUAUCUCGCUUUCUACUUCAUCGCGUCUCUCCUCUUGUGUUCUUGCUCUCCAGCUGUUGCGAGCACUAGAUUUAGUUUUCUUGCUCCCUUUGAACUUUUUCUCUGCAUAUCCUUUCAGGAGGACCAUGUCUCACACAUCCUGAAAGAAGAAAAAAGAAAAGAAGCAAAAGACUAGAGAUCCACUUACAAGAUUGGAGCCUUUUAUGCAUGCUCAAUUUGGGUUUCUUUAUUGUCAAGUGUCGUUGAGAAAAAGCGAGUGGCUGGAGGGGAAAAAUCCAAACCUAGCUUGAGGAAAAAAGAUGCCCUUGGAAGGGGUUUUCAUCGAGCAUUCUUCAAGCCCAGUUCCUGAUCUUUCUUUACACAUAAGCCUGCCUAGCGCCAGCACUCCCGCUGCGUCAAUCUGCCACGACAUCAAUGGAAGAGAGGAGAGCGUCGAUCUUUGGAGCAAAGGCGAAGCUCUCAAAUCGAGCAGCAACUGCUCCGUGCGGGUCGACUCACAUGCCCACACCGAGCUUUCUCUAGCACACCCAGCGAAUGCCGCCAUCGGCAACGAGAACUGGUGUCGGAUGAAUUUCUCCGUAGAAGCUAAAGAUGUGCUCCCGAAUAACCCUUACCAAAAGGGUCAUAAUGGCGGGGUUUCUCCGGUCGAUGUGAUGGACAGCACAAGGCCAAUCAAAGGGAUCCCCAUCUAUCAGAACCGCUCUUUCCCGUUCCUACCCAUGGAGAACGCGAGAGAGAAGGAUCCCAAGCUUUGCCUUCCACAAGUGCCUUAUUCCUCUUGGUCACCAUCCAUUUCGCCUUCGUCAUCGUGUUCCUCCAAAGCGUUCCACUCGCCGGCACCUUACCUUGGUAGGAGCUUAAAUCCUUUCUCAAUCUUAAAUUCUGGAACGCCCGAUCCGUCGUCAUCAGGAUAUCAAAUACCAGCGACGGGGAGAUUUGGCGGUUUGUCAGCUUACCAAUUGCACCAGUAUCAUCACCACCAUCAUCAUCACAGUCAGUACGCAGUCAUCGGAUCAUCCGAGGCUUCACAUGGCAUGAUGAGAUCAAGAUUUGUGUCGAAGCUCCCGGUGAAGAGAAGCAUGAGGGCCCCCAGGAUGCGGUGGACAAGCACACUCCACGCCAGAUUCGUCCAUGCCGUUGAGCUUCUAGGAGGCCACGAAAGAGCUACUCCGAAGUCGGUUCUUGAGCUCAUGGAUGUCAAAGAUCUCACCCUUGCUCAUGUCAAGAGCCAUUUGCAGAUGUACCGAACUGUUAAGACAACUGACAAGCCUGCAGCUUCCUCAGGCCAAUCAGAUGGGUCUGGAGACGAGGAUGUUUCACCGAUGUGUAACGUGAGUGACCACAGCUCGCGCAGAGUCACCGAUCAAAGGAAGAUGAUAGAUGGAUCUGCGCAUGUUGACAUGGAUACUCCUUCCAGUACUAUUCUAUGGAGCAACUCAUCGAGCAGUAGAUCAGAGGUGUGCCGGCGGUCAAAUCCAACUGAUGAUGGGGAUGGACUCAGACAGCCUCCAUUCCACACCCAUCGAAGGAGUCUUGGAGUUGAGGGGUCUGAUUCGAUGGAGAGAUUAUUGCUACCUACGCAAAGUUCUCAGAACCCAAGUUUAGAGUUUACAUUAGGGAGACCGGAUUGGCAAGGCGAGGAAGAUGACUGAAGUGCUUACACUCAUUAGAGUCUGAAUAACAGAUAAAAAAGGUUAAUGUUCUUGAUUUCAGAUCACGAGAUGACGAUGACAUUGUGAUUGUUGGGAAUGAGAUUGGAAUGUCACCUUCAGUCGGCAUAAGGUGUUGCCUAUCGUCGAAUUUAUCGAUUGAAGUAUCCAUUCUUCUGUUUUCAACUGCUGAGUUCGUUAGUUUUGAGAGACUGUAGGAUCAAAAGACUAGACAACUUCUAACUAUAAAAGCGUCCUCUUUGUUUUUCCAUUUGGAUCAAACGGUCAGAUAAAUAGGAUACAUGUAGAUGGCAUUCUGGUU
This is a messenger RNA of Eucalyptus grandis, 2275 nucleotides long. Its product is annotated as transcription repressor KAN1. Lineage: Eukaryota; Viridiplantae; Streptophyta; Magnoliopsida; Myrtales; Myrtaceae. Gene Ontology annotation, cellular component: nucleus. Gene Ontology annotation, molecular function: transcription cis-regulatory region binding. The transcript has 6 exons. The coding region runs from base 604 to 1956 and encodes 450 amino acids. The record is from RefSeq and is a predicted model, not a curated record. Gene Ontology annotation, biological process: regulation of DNA-templated transcription; abaxial cell fate specification.